AUGACAAUUACUGGUAAGGCAACAACAUAUACUGCAUCAGGUUCAGAUUUACCUAAUGUUCUUCAACAAACCAUUUUUGAAAUUGAUGAAGCUGCUAUUCAACCCAAUGAUGUUGUUGUGAAAACUUUAGCCACCCCAAUUAAUCCUAGUGAUAUUGCCCAAAUUUUUGGUGGAUAUAAUGAUGUUGUACCAAGUACUCGUUUAGGUAGUGAUACUACCCCUCAAAAAUUAAGUGUCGGUGGUAAUGAAGGUGUUUUCAAAGUGAUUCAAAUCGGUAGUAAUGUGAAGAAUUAUCAAGUUGGUGAUGUUGUGAUUCCUAAAUUACCAGGGUUUGGUACUUGGAGAACUCAUGCUGUGGUAGAUAUUACUCAAGAUAAUGAAUUGACUCCAUUUAUCAAAGUCAAUGAAUUGGCCGUUGAUCAAGCAGCAACAAUUUCUAUUAAUCCAUCCACUGCAUAUCAAUUGUUGCAUCAAUUCAUUAAAGAUUGGAAAUCAGGAGAUUGGAUUAUUCAAAAUGCCGGGAAUUCUCAAGCUAGUAAAUAUUUGACUCAAUUGGCUAGAUUGAUCAAUGUUAAUGUUCUUUCAAUUAUUCGUGAUGGUAAACCUCAAGAAUUAUAUGAUGAUUUAUACAACUUGGGGGCUACAAAAAUUUUAUCGGAAUCAGAAUUUUUGCAUCCUGAGUUUAAAAUCGAAGAUGUCACCAAUGGGAAAGGUAAUGUAAGAUUGGCAUUAAAUAGUCUUGGUGGGAAAACUGUGGGUGGGUUAGUAAAAAGUCUUUCAAGAAAUGGAGUUUUGGUAACUUAUGGUGUCCUUGGUGGUGGAGAAAUCACUUAUGAUGGUCGUAUUCAAUUAUUCAAGAAUAUAUCAACUAGAGCCUAUUGGUUGACAGCUAACACCAAGGCAAAUCCACAAUCAAAAAUCAAUACUGUGGAAGCCGUUUCCAAAUUAUUUAAAGAGGGCCGUAUCAAAGUUGUUUCUUAUAAUACAGUAAAAUUUGAUCCUACCAGUGAUUUGAAAACUACAAUCCUUAGUGCAAUUAAUAAAUCAAAAACAGGUAAACAAGUGGUAAUCUAUGAAUAG
Molecule: messenger RNA, 1080 nt
Organism: Candida dubliniensis CD36
Lineage: Eukaryota; Fungi; Ascomycota; Pichiomycetes; Serinales; Debaryomycetaceae
Gene: MRF1
Product: Mrf1p
Exons: 1
Coding region: 1-1080 (359 amino acids)
Biological process (GO): fatty acid metabolic process
Cellular component (GO): mitochondrion
Molecular function (GO): trans-2-enoyl-CoA reductase (NADPH) activity
Source: RefSeq, a predicted model, not a curated record